GGCGUUCUUUCAGCAAUGUUGGGGGGUUCUCAAAAAAGAUAUUAUGGGGUUUUUUUCAGAAUUUCAUAAUAGUUGCCAGUUCGAGAAGAGCUUGAAUGCUACUUUUGUUUCCCUUAUUCCUAAGAAGGCUGAUGCGAUGGAAGUUAAGGAUUUUAGGCCUAUUAGUUUGGUGGGAGGGGUCUAUAAAAUUAUCUCUAAGGUCCUUGCUAACAGGCUUAAAUCAGUGUUGGGAAAAAUUAUCUCGAGUUCUCAGAAUGCUUUUAUUGGUGGAAGGCAAAUCUUGGACUCAGUUCUUAUUGCCAAUGAAUGUUUGGAUAGUCAGAUACGGUCAGGGGAGGCUGGGUUAUUAUGCAAACUGGAUUUGGAGAAAGCUUAUGAUCACGUGAAUUGGGAUUUCCUUCUUUACAUGCUUCAGAGAUGUGGGUUUGGGGAGAGGUGGAGGGAUUGGAUUAAAUGUUGCAUUUCUACAGUAAAAUUUUCCAUAUUGAUUAAUGGUACCCCUCAUGGUUUCUUUCAGAGUUCGCGGGGGAUUAGGCAAGGUGAUCCUCUUUCUCCUUUGCUGUUUGUGGUGGUUAUGGAAGCGCUUAGCAGGAUGUUGUAUGCGUCUAUGCAUCAAGGCUUGCUGUCAGGUUUCUCUGUGGGCAUUAGGGGUAAUGAAGCUUUAGUGGUGAAUCACUUAUUGUUUGCGGAUGAUACCUUAAUUUUCUGUGGAGCACAAGCCGAGCACGUUCGAAAUUUGAGGUGUACCUUCUUAUGUUUCGAAGCGGUGUCAGGGUUGAGGAUCAAUUUAGGCAAAUCCGAAUUGGUCCCUGUUGGCGAGGUGGAAGAUGUGGAGUCUUUGGCACAUAUUCUGGGGUGUAGAAUUGGGUCUUUGCCGAUGACCUAUUUGGGUAUGCCGUUGGGAGCGUCUUUCAAAUCUAUUUCUAUUUGGAAUGGGGUUAUUGAGAAGGUGGAACGAAGGUUGGCUAGUUGGAAGAAACUUUAUUUAUCCAAGGGAGCUAAAAAGCUGGAGCAGCUUCAAAGGAAUUUUCUCUGGAAUGGUAUGGGUGAUGAGACUAAAUUUCAUUUAGUCAAUUGGCAUCGUAUUUGUCUUCCAAUUAAGGCUGGUGGACUAGGAGUUCGUAAUGUUAUUAAUUUCAAUCAAGCCUUAUUGGGGAAAUGGAUCUGGAGAUUUUCUCAGGAGCGCGAUGCUUUGUGGAGAUCGGUUAUUGAGGUGAAGUAUGGGAGUGUGAGGGGAGGUUGGUGUUCUUUACCGGUGACAGGGCCUUAUGGUGUCAGUGUUUGGAAGUUUAUUCGUAAGGGGUGGGAUAAUGUUGCCAAGUUUUUGCGUUAUGAGGUGGGUGAUGGGUCCCAUAUUCGCUUUUGGCAUGAUCUAUGGUGUGGGGACAGGCCUCUCAAGCUCUGUUUUCCAACUUUGUUUACCAUUGCGCGUUCUCCUGAUGCUUGGGUGGUGGAUAAUUUGUCUAUGGUUCGAGGUGUGGCUCAUUGGAAUGUUCUCUUUACGCGCAAUGCUCAGGAUUGGGAGUUGGAGAUGGUGAUGUCCUUUUUCGAACAGUUAUACUCUACUCGGGUUCGGCAUGGGGAGGUUGAUAGGGCGGUGUGGAUUCUUUCCAAGAGGAGGAAUUUUGAAGUGAAGACCUUCUAUAAAGCUUUAGUUUGUCACGAGACGGCUUCUUUUCCUUGGAAGGGUAUAUGGCGUGUUAAAGCUCCGAAGCGGGUUGCGUUCUUUGUAUGGACAGCAGCUUUAGGGAAGAUUUUAACUCAUGACAACUUACGAAGGCGUGGAAUUGUGGUGGUCGAGUGGUGUGUUAUGUGUAAAAAGCAUGGGGAAUCCGUUGAUCACCUUCUUCUCCAUUGUGACGUGGCUCGAGUUGUUUGGAGUUUUUUUUAUGGUUUGUUUGGGGUGGAGUGGGUUAUGCCUAGGAGCGUAUUGGACUUAUUGAGUGCUUGGGGUACUUUGCUGGGUCGUGGUCCUGCUCACCGUGUUUGGAAGCAGGUUCCUCUUUGUGUUUUGUGGGGCUUGUGGCGGGAGAGAAAUUCUAGGCUUUUUGAGGAUGUGGAGGUUCAGGCUGGGGCUCUUUGUAGAAUUAUGCUUAAUAUGUUGUUUUUUUGGGUGUCGGCGAAUGGCAUGGGUAGUAUGUCGUACGCUGAUUUUUUACUUUCUUGUUCGUUUCGGUCCUCUAAUUAG
Messenger RNA from Alnus glutinosa, 2188 nucleotides. RefSeq lists its product as uncharacterized. Bases 44 to 2188 code for a protein of 714 amino acids. NCBI's taxonomy places the organism in Eukaryota, Viridiplantae, Streptophyta, Magnoliopsida, Fagales, Betulaceae. The transcript is spliced from 2 exons. The record is from RefSeq and is a predicted model, not a curated record.